AUGGCGCCGUGUCUUUUUAUGGCCCAAGUGGGUCCUGGCACAGUUCUUCCAAUCAGAAUCUUCAUCAACCGCAAACAGUUUGCGAAAAACAUUCAGGAUUCGCAGACUUCGUUUGAAACCCCCAUUUUGUCGAAUAACUCAAUAAUAAGGUUGAAAUCACCGCUGGUGAGACUAUACUUGUCGAACACGGACGCUAGAAACUUGUGCAGCGAGAUAAAAGACGAACUGCUGUUGAUUCUGUACGAAUUGGCAGCUCCGGAGAUUCACGACAGCGUGAUCGGGAAGUUGAAAAUCGACAACCUUGUGGAGUUUAAAGACAUCAUAGACAAGUUCCCGUCGUUCAAGUCUGCUUUCCAAUCAGACGCAGGUCGCUGUGGUAUUCUCACACUCGAAAGAACAUCCCGGUACCAAUACAAAAUGCGCUACGACAAAAACUGGACGAUUGACAUCUUUGUCACCGACAUACGAAAACUCACACGCAUCCGGGAGACGCUUUUGGCCCGUCUUUCACCGGGAAUUGCGUUUCAGAGUUUUGGUGAUCCCCGUUCUAUGAAAAUUCUCAAACGAACAAGACAUGAAGUUCCUUCAUCCAACCGGACUUCCACAACGGCACAAGCAGAACCCAAUUUUCUUCAAGAAAGUGAUGAAGAAGUCAGAAUACCAGACGACACACCCGAAGUGUUGCUCAAGCCAUCAAACUCACCGGAAAUCGUUCAAGAAGAGAAGAAACCACAAUUCAUCUAUAGGCACUCGCCAAUGCUGAAUCUCGGCAAUUGCAUUGAUAUUCAUGUUUUGAGGAGGCCCAAGCGGAUUCAUAAGAAUAGAUGA
Lachancea lanzarotensis is the source of this 828-nucleotide messenger RNA. RefSeq names its product LALA0S14e00122g1_1 (gene SAW1). NCBI's taxonomy places the organism in Eukaryota, Fungi, Ascomycota, Saccharomycetes, Saccharomycetales, Saccharomycetaceae. The transcript has 3 exons. The record is from RefSeq and is a predicted model, not a curated record. The coding region runs from base 1 to 828 and encodes 275 amino acids. Gene Ontology annotation, biological process: double-strand break repair via single-strand annealing, removal of nonhomologous ends. Gene Ontology annotation, molecular function: flap-structured DNA binding.